AUGAACAACGCGUUGUUGGAAAGCAGAUCGUGAGUGCUGUCACUUUAAUUACUGCCGGUUUCUUCCUAAAGACUAUUAGAACGAAAGCGGAGCUAUGCAAUUAAGAAGUUGCCGAGCCUCGGCCGCUCAAUUUCUAUUCACUCUGAGAAACAGCUUCCCCUUCUUUUCGAUGCCAAAGACAUCGAAAUAAUUGAGGAACUUGGGCAGGGAGCGUUUGGAAAAAUUUAUAAGGUGAACUUAUAUAUCUCCGGCUUUCGGUAUCUAAUUUGACUUUUAGUUUUCUGUUUUGCUUAGCGAACCCGAGCUCAAGCUGUGAACUUCAUUUUACCACACCCAGCUGGGCGUAGACGUUCCUUCUUUCUCAGGACUUAGAAAGUCCCGUUCAUUUAUAACAGAGACUUAGUCAAAGACGUUAGACUUCGCCAGUUUGUAUUGCAGUUAUUUGGAUUUGGGCCUCCCACUAAAUAUAUUUAGUGGGGAGGCACAAAUUCCACUAACUACAAUAAAAAUUGGCGUAGUCACUCUCGAGUAUGACGCCAUACUCGAAUGUCAAAUGGAAAGUGUGAACGAUGCGCUCUUUUGGGUAUUGUGUCCUCAGUUGCGUUCACAUUUUUUUCUUAAUAGGGAAUGGGAUCAGUAUGAAAUAAGGUUAGCUAAGAUAAGGACAUGGAAUACCCUACUGACCUAUUUUAUACAUAGAAUUCGGUUUGGCAUCCCUUGCCUUCAGUUAAAACCAUGCGUAUCUGUUUAUAUAAAGACGAACUGUUACUGUAAACUGCAUCAUACUGGAGAAGGCACUAUUUUCUCAUUUUGCCGUGGAAGUGCGCAAAUGUUUAUGUUGUAGAGCAAAAGUUGAGGUGGACAUUAGUAGGAAACCGCUUUAAAUUAUUGCAUUUAUCCUCACUUAAUCGGUGGCCGAACAAGAUAUAGAAUGCGAUUGCAGUCCGCAUUUGUAUUAUUGUGAUUUUAAUGUAUGCACCACUACAAUCUCUAGUGAGCAUGGAAAAUACUUGAACAUUGGGAAGUUUUCGGCACGAUGUGUAUCAAAAUCAUGUUUCUCAUGUCCGUUAAAAAAACCUAAUUAAUUAGCAUGCAACCCUGUCGGCUUAAAUAAGACAAGCCUUUGCAAAACUUUGCUCCCGAAUAUCCAGAAACCUUUUGAAUUUGUACGCUUCUCACCUAAAGCUCUGCGGCAAGUUCCUUCAUGUACAUGUCAUCUAUUUACUGAGUUUAGCAAUGGUAAUCGGGAGACAUGUUUACUUUGCUUAUUCUCAUCAAUACAUGUGCUAGUGCAUCCUCACUACGUUGAUAAACACUUAUCCUGUUGAAAAAGUUUAAUAAUGUGUAGUUUGUCUUAAACGUAUGAAUUACGCGCCAUCAGUUGACUCUGCCUUGUAGGGUUGUCAAUAAGUUACUGUUUGCCCAGUCCUAAUUCCGUACUUAGUUUUAUCCCGGUCUUCAAGAAUGUUUAUUUCUGCUGUACUGUUUUCUCAGGUUCACCACAAGAACUUCCAAGAAGAUUUGGUUAUCAAAGGUGUUUUGACUAAUGCCGGUGAUUGCGAGACCUACCUCUUGAAAGAGGUUAGUGUUCCUUAUUAUGUUUUCUUGCGUUAAACAGUAAACUUAAUGUCAUUUUAAGCUUUUACUGGAUUAUUUUUUCUUUGUCUUUAGGUUUCUCUUCUUCAGAGAUUGAAACACCCCAACCUCCUCUACAGUUUUGGUGUACUUGUUAUGGAUCAUCAGCUGUGGCUCGUCACUGAGUUUGUCUGUGCCGGCUCUUUACACGACUUUU
Molecule: messenger RNA, 1792 nt
Organism: Spirometra erinaceieuropaei
Lineage: Eukaryota; Metazoa; Platyhelminthes; Cestoda; Diphyllobothriidea; Diphyllobothriidae
Source: the annotation of a GenBank genome assembly